AUGGAAACCAACAAGGCUGCCACUCCUCGGCCGUGCAACAUACAACUGGCCAUGGGAUUAACCAACGAGGAUUUCGCCAGGCAUGCGGCCAUGGCCUUUUUCCCACAACAUAAUAGCCCCACAACCACAUGCUCGGCUUCCUACGCUGUGGAUGACUGCGGCAUAACAUCACCAAUUACCAAGGCCGAGCUCAUCGCUGGAAUCGAGGCAACUAAGAAGAAAUCCGCCCCGGGACAUGAUGGUAUCACUUAUGAAGUGUUCAAGAAUCUUGAGGGGCCGGCGGUGGACAACCUCUUAGGGGUCCUAAAUGAAGACGGCCUACAUCGACUGGCCCAAGACAUCACAAAGGUGCCGGGACGCAUCCAAUGGAUCCGCAGCAUUGUGGCAACCGACAUCUCGAAGGCGUGCGAUAAUAUUCAUCAUGCCGCCAUCUUAGAUGCUAUGGUCAACUUACAGUUCCCACAUGGGAUUAUAAGGGCCAUCCACAACUUCUUGACCAACCGCACCUUCUCGGUGCGAGUGGCAGGGGAAAAUUCUGUUCCCUUUACCGCUAACUGUGGGGUGCCCCAAGGCUCUACCCUCGCGCCCAUUCUCUUUAAUAUUGCAUUCAUCCAACUCGCAUGGAAAUUGGCACAACACAAACACCUCACGUUCCUAAUCUACGCUGACGAUGUGACGCUCUGGGCCACCCAUCUGGACCACACUCAACAUCAAGAUAUACUUCAACGAGGGCUGAACACCCAAGCCAUUGGCCUGGAAUUGUCCCCAUCUAAAUCUUGCUACAUGCGCGUCUGCAAUAAUGCUGCCCGCAAGAAGCUAAGAACAGACGACCUCGAUCUGAAGGUGGCUCAACAAACACUCCCCAAAGUUGAAACUACGAGAAUUCUCGGCCUCCAAAUCCACAAGACCGGCAGUACCAAAGAGUGGCCCUUAUCCAUAAAGAAAUCAGCCCACUCUAUGCUCCACCUUAUCAACCGCAUCUCCCAGAGACGUGGAGGUGCUUGUUCUGCGAUUGCCACGUGCCUCGUGAAGGCCAUUUUACAGCCUAGGAUAAUCUACCAAGCACAAUUUCAGGACCUGACAGAGACGCAAUGGAACUCGCUGGAUACUGUCAACCGGGCAGCGAUGCGCAGCAUUACCGGCCUCCCGAUGCAUACGCCUAAUAAGCUGUUACAGGAGCAUGCUCACCUGAAUACACUACGACAAUUAUGUGAUCAACGCACACAAGCCCGGGUUGCCAAACAUCAACUGUACGCUUCAGAAUGUCACAAGGAAACGUCAUACAUUGAGAAGAUACAGCAGCUUCCCCCCUGGAGUUUCUCCUGCCGUACCACCAAUAAGACCUCCCGCCGUAAAACACGUCAAAAUCCCAAGGCCCAUAAUCCAAACCCUUCUUCUCCGGUUCACUGUAUCCUGUACACGGACGCUGCAUGCACGCAAAACGGAGGAGCUACUGGAUUCGUCAGUCGCACUCAUCCCCACCUUGACGACCAGAAGAAGUUUGCUACAUCGGACGCAUCUCCUUUGCUGCUUGAGCUACAAGCCAUCUAUGAAGCCCUUCUCGCAGCCUCCAAAGAUCACUCCAUUGAUCAAGUGACCAUCUUCACUGCCUCCGCUCAGGCCAUUAGACACCUGAAACAGACCAAACAAGCCAUGAACAUUGUUCAAAAGAUCCAUCGUUUACGACACCAUUUCGCGGGAAUGGUCGUCAUCGACUGGGUGCAGGGCCACGGCCCUGCAGUGUGCAACAUAGCGGCUCAUGAGGCGGCCAAACGGGCAGCCCAAUCAGAGGACCUGCAGAGCCACACCCUCCCCAUGGACAUCGUGGCGACACUUCUGGCCACUAAGACCAGGAUCCGGGCAAGCACGCGAGCUCUCAUACCACCGUGCACCGCCCGGGUUCCCAAGGGGAACGAACCCCAAGUUGUGGUAUCUCAGGUAUGUCCCAGCAAGAGUUCUUUCAUUCAGGUACAUUAUAACAAUUCAUCGAAGGUGUCGUCGUCAACGUGGUUUCGUAUUUUAAAUCUCGGGGUCGCAACACCCGCCCUCCAACCGUUCUCGUUGGGCGAGGUCGAGGAAGCCCUCAGAGUGGCAGUGCAACAAUUUUACCACUGA
Molecule: messenger RNA, 2115 nt
Organism: Ixodes scapularis (black-legged tick)
Lineage: Eukaryota; Metazoa; Arthropoda; Arachnida; Ixodida; Ixodidae
Exons: 3
Coding region: 1-2115 (704 amino acids)
Molecular function (GO): nucleic acid binding; RNA-DNA hybrid ribonuclease activity
Source: RefSeq, a predicted model, not a curated record